CAAAUAUUCUUCAGUGACGCAGGAGGCAAGGAGGGAGCAACAAGGAAGCUGCAGAGCGCUGCUUCAGGAGGCAGAGGACCAGUGUACACGCGAUGGCAUACCCUGUGCGGCUGGAGGUGGCUUCCUUGGCAGUGGAAAAGGGUGAAAAAGCAACUCCAGCUACAGUAUUGCCCCAAACCCGCGCUGCUGUAACAGAUCUUCCACCAGUGGCUGACACUUCUAAUUCGCCCACCAGACCUGUUUUUGUUAUAAGUGAUUCUGUGAAGCGCCCUAAAACUACAGGUAUAAUGGGCUCAGGACGAGUGAUAGCCAUGACAACUGCUGGUACUUUAUAUCCUUCCACAAACAGCACUGCAUGUUACAACCCAACACCACGCUCUCGCUCCAGCCCACUCAUUGGGCGACGUUGUACUCGUGUUAUGCCAUUGCUACCCACCACCCAGUUGCAAGCACCUGCCAAUACCAGAAACGCACCAGAUCAUGGUCGUAAAAAAGUGGUGCAGCAGGGAAUGAGUAAUGUUUCUCAUCCUUUAAAAAUUCCAAAAUGGAACAGGGAACUGCGGAGGGAAUCCCAACAGAGCACCGAGCAAGAUGGGAGUGAGGUGUUGUGGCCCAGAUCUUCCCUAGAUAGUGGGACACUAAAUCAUGACUCCCUGAUGGCCACUACCAACGCUUCUCCAAACCUGGCUCCUACACAGGGAGGCUACAGCCCCUGGAUAGGCAGGUAUACUGUGCCUACCAUCAACAUUGCUUCAGAACAUUCCUCUACUCGCCCCCUCAGGUCUUCUGCCUCACUCAGCAGCAGCAAGAGUGACUUCAGUACCAGCUUGGAGCACAGCCGAUAUGUAACAGAGCGUAUUCACCACUUGGUCUCGGCAUUUAGUCAACGGGCCAAUCGAGUGAAGGCACAGAUUACUCAGCCACCAACACCCUCCACCGAACUCUCUGAUGGGGGUGAUGAUUCUCACAAAGCUCCUGACACACGGCAGCGACUAGACUCCCUCAAUCACGAGAUCUCCUCCAGGUCCCAAUCUCUGCCUCAGCUGGUUGGGGUCAACACACGUCGUGCUUGGCUGCUGCGGCAUCUGUAUGGGUGUAGGAAGACUCUUUCCUUCCCGCAGGCCAUGGAACCUCAAAGCAGACUAUACAUUUCUUGGCUUCUGGUGGUGUGCAUUGUUUAUGUGUACAAUGCAUGGGUCAUCCCCCUACGAUCUGUGUUCUCGGAGUAUCAGACAAGUAGCAACCUUGUCUACUGGCUUACUGCUGAUUACCUUGCUGAUUUUGUUUACAUCCUCGAUAUUGUGGUAUUUAAGUCUAGGGUCAUGUACUUGGACAAUGGAUUUUGGGUUAAUACGCCGAAACUCAUGCGUCGAUAUUAUUGGAAAACCUCCAAGUUCAGGUAUGACUUGGCAUCACUCCUGCCUCUUGAUCUGCUGUACUUCAAGUUUGGACUUGUCUCUAUACUGAGGCUGCCUAGACUUAUAAAGAUCCACACCUUUUGGGAGUUCUUCCACCGUCUGGACUCGGUGCUGUCUUCACCUCAUGCAGUCAGAGUAAUCCGUACCGUCAUGUACAUGAUUUUUCUGAUUCAUCUGAACACCUGUGCUUACUAUGGUUUUUCGAAGCUUGAAGGCAUUGGCUCCAACAAAUGGGUUUUCCAGGGUGUAGGCAAUGCAUAUAUCCGGUGUUUCUACUUUGCUACAAAAACAGCCACCAGUAUUGGCAAAAACCCCAAACCAGAGAACGAGGCUGAAUACCUCUUCAUGACAUGUUCCUGGCUAAUGGGUGUGUUUGUCUUUGCUCUGCUUAUUGGUCAGAUUCGAGACAUUGUGGCCACAGCCACCCGUAAUCAGAAUGAAUUCCGAAGGGUGAUGGAUCAAACCCAAGCGUACCUCCACCGCCUCAACUUGCCAGCCAGCCUUCAAGAGCGGGUCCGCCUCUGGUUUACCUAUACCUGGCAGAACCAGAAAACCCUCAAUGAGAUGAAGUGUCUUGAGUCACUACCAAAGAAGAUGCGAACAGACAUAGCUAUCAAUGUGCACAUACAGAUCUUAUCAAAGGUUCAGCUCUUCCAGGACUGUGACAAAGCUCUGCUGCGGGACUUGGUACUCAAGCUGCAGCCAGUUCUCUAUCUACCAGGAGAUUAUGUCUGCAAGAAGGGAGAAGUGGGGAAGGAGAUGUAUAUUGUGCAGGCUGGACAGGUGUUGGUAAUGGGAGGAGAACAAGGUGACGUUGUGCUGGCUACUCUUGGUGAAGGCAGCGUUUUUGGCGAGAUCUCCCUUCUGGCUCUUGCUGGGGGCAAUAGGCGUACUGCUGACGUCAGAUCACGUGGUUUCAGCAGUCUGUUUGUGCUGAGCAAGGCUGACCUGCAGGCCACCAUAAAAGACUAUCCUGAAGCACAGGAAAUACUCAAGAAGAAAGCCAAGCGACUGAUCAAGCAGAACGAGGCUCGAGAGAAGAUGGAACUAGCCGCUGAUGAGAAUAUUAUCAUAAAAUCAAGAGAGGUCACACCUAAAUUGCUGCAUACUGUCCUCCAGGUUGUGCGUCCAGAUUCUUAUACAGCCAGCAUUAUUCGCCGAUCAUCUCGCACCAUCUCUCGCUCAACAGUGGACAUGACGUCCAUGGAGGCGGUAUCUCCUGUUAGUGCAUGGCCAUGGACACCAUCUUCUAUGUCUCUGGAAGUCCCUAUAAGGAAUAGUAGGAGAUCAUCGAUGGAGGUGCCCUGUAGUAGUAGUCGUCCAUUGAUCAGCAGCAUACCCAAGACCAGUUUAUCAGAAAGUCUACCAGAAGAGGAAGAGGAGUUUUUAGUGAUAGAGAGAACUGAUGUGGAAGAGUCUGGAAAAAACCUGCCAGGAAGUCCUGCUUCAUACUGCAGUCAGCACUCCAUAUCCCUCCAUUGUGGGUCUCGGUCUCAAACGUCCCAGUCAAACGUCUCGACACAUUCCUCGAUUCACUCUAGUACCUCUUCACUUCAGCCCCAACCUUAUCUUAACAAGCUGAGCUCAAACCAAGCUGAUGGAAGCCUCAGCACAAAGACAAAUAAAGCUACGUCACAAUAUGAUGACUGCCCGUCACAGCCAGAGCUGGAAAGGUCCAUGUCAGAAGAUGAGGUUAGCUCUGGAGUUAUGUCUGGACUGUCAAGUCAAGUGUCAACUUCUAGUCUUGUACGAUACUCACCUGCCACCUUAGCCAGACAGUCUUGUGUCUCCAGUCCAGAGUGCCCAUCUCUGUUAUCUUUUAAACAGGAACCCCUAGUCCUUUGCCCUUCCACAGUGUCAUUUGGCACACAGGAGUCUGAUACUGCUGUUACAGAUCAAAGGCAGAGCUGUCCUUCAAAGCACAGUCACCAGCAGAGGUCACGGAAAAUGUCAGAAGGGAGUAAUGGAAGAAUCUCCUUACUUAAACAAAUUAAUAAAGGGAGCAACAAGUAUAGGGAUCUCGAUGCUAAUGAGACUAAUAAACCAGACACAGUUAUUAGUACCCCAAGGGAUUUGCUUUCCCCCAAAAAUGGAAGAAUGGCAGUUACUAAUGAAACAAACUCCUUGAAAAAAAGAUCUGUUACCACACUAAGAAAUGGAAGUAUUGGAGAAAUACCUUUCAAAACUAAUGAAACUCAAGAAUGCAGGAAAAAUGAAGCUAAUAGAAGUCACUGCAGUAAAGGUAACAUGAACUUAAGAAAUUCAGGAAACCUGAAGAGCAGAAAGUAUGAUAAUGCUAAGUGCAGCAGCAGUGGCUCUCAUAGAAGCAGCUGCAGCAUGCCUGAUGAUGCAAAGCAUAGUUUGGCUCAAAAAUACCAGGGUGAAGCAGUUAUUAAAGAUUGUACACACAAUUUGGAAAUAAGUGAUAAUCAUACAAGUAGAUAUAUAGUUUCCAAGCUCCAAGAAACUGAUAAUCCGAGAAAAAGGAGAAAGAUAGCUAAUGAACAACAAGCUACCUCCACCUAUUCAGGUACAACCCACAAUUCUGAGUCUGGCAGGAGUGCACAUCUUGAAGGCCGAAUGAAGCAAAAAGAAGCGAUUUCCAACAUGAACGGCUGCAUGCAUCCACCCAGUAUCCAGGAUGCUGUUGAUCUUGAUUCUUCCCGCAGUGUUACUCCAUCGCUCAACAAGCAUAGCAGCUGUAGCUUUAAUACUAUCAACAGUAAUGAGGACUUUCUGAUUAAGUAUGGGCUAAGCAGCAGUGUGGAGAGUGGCAUCAUUCCUGACACAGCCAUGUCAUGCUUUGAUUCUAUUUCCACGGGAGGAGAAUCUUAUGAUCUCUUCCUCACUGAGCUCUCCAAGACCCUACCCACCACAGGGAUUCAGUUUCCAGAUGCUGCUUCACCUGCCUCAACUAGCCUGUCAUCAGAUCCAGAAUUACAACCCCCUUGUGACCUGACAUCGUCUACACCACCUUCAAAGAUCUCGUGUUCAGCCGUUGUCCAUCACGAGUGUUCCUCACCACCAGAAUCUUCGCCAUUUGAUGCCCAGGAGUCCAAGUUGUAAUAUUAAUGAAGCUGGUCACUGGCAUUCAACCACAUUUACACAGCUUGUGCACAACAAAAUUUAGACAAGAUUUAUCAGGUCAGUUACUGCACUUCUUACUUUCCAUAUGCUUAUGCAUGUCAUUUUGUUGGAUGUCAUUCUGUUCAUUGUGAUUCAAGGAAAUCCAGAAAAUUUUGCACCGAAACUGAAGUUGUUCUGUUGAGGCAGCAGACACGCUGUAGCAGAUGGCCGUAAAUAGGUGCAAUGGUCACAAGUCUUCAUGUAGAACAGUAUACAGGUAUUUUUAGGUCAUUAGAUACAGAUGAACUGGCUGGUAGAGUCCCAACUAAACAUUUUGACCAUUCUCUACAGGAAAUUGCAGUAAAUAAUCUUCAUGGUACUAGUGCCUUGUAUUUUUCUUUGUCAACUGUUUAACACUUGUCACUUUAUACAGAACAAUACUGGAUUGAAAUAAUUUUCUGCUCACCUCUUGGAUGGGUGGUCUAUAUUAACCACAUCUGCACACAUUGUAAUUUGGCCAUUUUUAUUUCCGAGAAAAUGUUUUCUGCAACUCGCAUCUCAAAUAGUACUUCAACAGAAGAGGGUCUAUCAAAUAUCUGAACGCCAGCUAGAUAGCUACACAACAAUGGUACACAUGUAUCAUUUUAUUUUUGGACAUUACACAUUUUUUUUAGUAAGUACUUGUAAUGGAGCAAGCAUUUAACUUUCACCAUUUAUAUCAUGGUCAUACUGUUUAGUUUAAAAUUUUUAAUGUUUAAUGUAAUAAUCAACAGGCACACAUUCAAUAUAGUAAUGUGAUUAGCCACACACACAAAAACAUUCCUAUGUUGACCAAUCCACACACUAGAAAAUGAAGGGAUGAUGACG
This is a messenger RNA of Procambarus clarkii (red swamp crayfish), 5351 nucleotides long. RefSeq names its product Cyclic nucleotide-gated ion channel subunit B. The record is from RefSeq and is a predicted model, not a curated record. Lineage: Eukaryota; Metazoa; Arthropoda; Malacostraca; Decapoda; Cambaridae. Gene Ontology annotation, biological process: monoatomic cation transmembrane transport. Gene Ontology annotation, cellular component: plasma membrane; intracellular cyclic nucleotide activated cation channel complex. Gene Ontology annotation, molecular function: intracellularly cGMP-activated cation channel activity; intracellularly cAMP-activated cation channel activity; protein-containing complex binding.